UUCUCUUGGCUCCAAAGUAUUCUUUCCACUGCACCAACUAGCUUCUUGAGACAUGAAGUUGGGUGAUUGUAGGUAGGAAUGCGCCCCCCCCCCCAGAUCUGGCUUAGACCAUUUUUGUGUGGGUGAGUAUGAUAACUGAUAAUCAUAACAAUCAGUUUAUGUAAUAACCCUUUUAAAUAUGUGGCUGUGUAUGCUUCUGUCUAUGUAUGUUUCUGUGACUUGUAUGCAUUUGUGUAUCUGUCCAUAUCUGAAACUUUGAGAGUCCAUCAAUGCUCCCCAUCCCCUGCCAUCUUUGGACCAAAUGCUUGUCUCUGCCAAGAGCAUCAAGCUCUCUCUGCCUAUGUUGGAGUUCUGCUGAGGCACAGUUAGCAUCACGUGGCUGUGCAACUCAACUCGGGAUCUGGCAGCGGGGUAUCCAUCCCCUUCCUGCCUUCUCAGAGAUUCCUCGAUAGGUCUGUAAUCCCUGGAAGGGGUCGAGACCACUUUAGUUGCAGUGAGGUGGCAAACACAGAGACUUUUGGGUUGUCAUUGUGCCAGAUUUGGAUGUGAAUGGCUAAGUGAGGAUGCGAGUGUGUGAGCCUCUAUGGUCUACAGGUUAGCAUGUCAAGGUAUUUGGCCAAAAGCCUAUAAACCUUCCAAGGAAAAAAAGCUCUGAUACAAGGUAGGCCUCAGGGGAUACUUUGUAAAAAACAGAGAUAGCAAAAUUCAGAAAGGAGCAGAGUUAGACUAAGUUCCCAGGCAUGGAAAUGGGUAGUGUGUCAGUUUAUUUUCUAUACCUAUAUAAUUGACGUCAGCCUGUGAAUGAACCUACCCCACCUUAAAUAAUUUUUGCUCUAAUUUCCGAAGCAGCUGGCACAGGGAGAACCUCUUAAAGGUUACACGAGUGUCUGCCAAAUAGUAAGCAACAUCGAUUUUUCCAGAAUUAUUCUUGAAUACCUGCUGGUUGGAAUUACACACUGGGAAACUUUGGGCACAGUUCCAGAGACACCGGGCAAAAAAGAAAAGACAAUGGGGGAGUUGUUGGGUCGGAGAGACUCUCCAGGUCAGGGACUCCAUAAAUGUUACUUUGCGGAGUCAGAAGAAUCUGAUGGCAUCUGCCUUGGAUCUUGGCAGUGGGCCUGGUCUGGGAAUGGAUAACCGUGGAGAUUUGUCUGAGCUUGGAAAAGGCCCAUGAACGCCUGGAAGAGACCAAACUGGAAGCUGUUCGGGACAAUAAUCUGGAGCUGGUUCAGGAGAUCCUUCAGGACCUGGCCGAGCUGGCUGAGCAGAGCAGCACUGCCGCUGAGCUCGCCCAUAUCCUCCAGGAGCCACACUUUCAGUCCCUCCUGGAGACCCAUGAUUCUGUGGCAUCAAAAAGCUAUGAGACGCCACCUCCUAGCCCUGGUCUGGAUCCCAUGUUCAACAACCAGCCUGUCCCUCCAGAUGCUGUACGAAUGGUGGGCAUCCGAAAGACCGCAGGAGAGCACCUGGGGGUGACGUUCCGAGUGGAGGGCGGAGAGCUGGUGAUUGCCCGCAUCCUUCACGGGGGCAUGGUGGCCCAGCAGGGCCUACUGCAUGUAGGUGAUGUCAUCAAGGAGGUAAAUGGGCAGCCUGUGGGCAGUGACCCCCGGGGGCUGCAGGAGUUACUCCGAAGUGCUAGUGGAAGUGUCAUCCUCAAGAUCCUGCCCAGUUACCAGGAGCCCCACCUGCCUCGACAGGUGUUUGUCAAAUGCCACUUUGAUUAUGAGCCGGCCCGGGAUAGCCUGAUCCCCUGCAAGGAGGCUGGCUUGCGCUUUUGUGCUGGGGACUUGCUCCAGAUCGUUAACCAGGAUGAUGCUAACUGGUGGCAAGCAUGCCAUGUCGAGGGGGGCAGUGCCGGGCUCAUCCCUAGCCAGCUGCUGGAAGAGAAACGGAAGGCCUUUGUCAAGAGGGACCUGGAGAUGACACCCACCUCAGGUGCCCUGUGUGGCAGCAUUUCGGGCAAGAAGAAGAAGCGAAUGAUGUAUCUUACUACCAAAAAUGCGGAAUUUGAUCGGCAUGAGCUUCUGAUCUAUGAGGAGGUGGCCCGGAUGCCCCCUUUCCGCCGGAAAACCCUGGUGCUGAUUGGAGCGCAGGGCGUGGGGCGACGUAGCCUGAAGAACAAGCUCAUCAUGUGGGACCAGGACCGCUACGGCACCACGGUGCCCUAUACAUCUCGUCGGCCCAAGGACACUGAACGGGAAGGCCAGGGGUACAGUUUUGUGACCCGGGCAGAGAUGGAGGCUGACAUUCGUGCCGGCCGCUACCUUGAGCAUGGGGAAUAUGAAGGAAAUCUGUACGGCACUCGAAUUGAUUCCAUCCGAAAUGUGCUCAGUGCUGGCAAGGUGUGCGUGUUGGAUGUCAAUCCCCAGGCAGUGAAGGUGCUAAGAACUGCUGAGUUUGUUCCAUAUGUGGUUUUCAUUGAGGCUCCUGACUUUGAAACUCUGCGUGCCAUGAAUCGGGCUGCUCUGGAAAGUGGGGUGGCGACUAAGCAGCUCACGGAAGCGGACUUGAAGCGGACAGUUGAAGAAAGCAGCCGGAUCCAGAGAGGGUAUGGGCACUACUUUGAUCUCACUCUGGUGAAUGAUAACCUUGAGAGGACCUUCCGAGAGCUUCAGACUGCGAUGGAGAAGCUGCGGACAGAACCCCAGUGGGUGCCUGUCAGCUGGGUAUAUUAAUCCUGCUGCCCAUCUCUGGCACAGAGAUUCACAUCCCCAUUCCACACUCCUUAGUCACUCAGACCUCAUCCUCUGUCAGGUGGUAUCAUUGAGCAUCCUCUGCAGAGGUUCCCAUGUCCCUUAGCCCAGCUCCCUUGGGAAGCUGUGUCCACUCCUUGGGAUAAAAUGCCAGGUGGGCAAUGAAAGCUAUCAUCAGCUCUCAAGAAGAUACUGUCAGGGUAAAGUAUGUUCAUGGGGCACUUUGGUGCCCAGGUGCUGCCCACCUUUCUCAUUGUUAGCUAUCAGCCUACCUGGUAUCAUCUCCACUCCUCUUUAAAGGGACCAAACUGUGCUUAGGAGGGUGGGAGAAGGGGAGAAGCCUCCCAAGGUACCCAUCAGUCCAUAAAUGAGAAAAGCUGACACUUAGGUGAGCACCAAGGUCCUCUGCUGCCACUUUAUUUAGUCACCUUUUCUCCUCAGGGCUAGCAUAGAUCUACUCCUACCCUAGUGCCCUUCCUACUGGCUAGUCACUUAAUCCUGGGGUCUAGGGAUGGGAGAAUUGUUAUGUCACCAUCUAAAUGAGGUGGCCAUUUGGUCCAGACCUGCCUAGGAGCGAGUUUUGCCUGGUGCUACCAACCCAAAGCCUGGGAAAGAUCGAAGCCCAUGAAGCCAGGACCCAGGGUGAAAAUGGGCACCAUCUUUCCGGAUGUUCCUGGAGAACAGAAUGGAAUCUGUGUUGUGAAAGAUUCCCAGGGCUCAACCUCUCUCUCUUAUCUCCACUCCCCUCCCCCAAGUACACAGCAACUCACUGCCGAAGACUCCCCUAUUUUAUCUUCCGGACCUCUCAGCACUGCUCUUCCCCAGCCUCACCCGGGAGGUAUUGGGAUGGGCAGAAGACCUUGGCCUUCAGAAAGGAAAAUAGACCUCCUAUAUAGUUACUGCUGAAGAUUUCCAUGAACUUGGAAAACUGAGAGGGGCCAGUGAACCUCAUGAUCUGGGCCCAUUAUUCCUUGCUGUAUCACCAAGGGCUUAGUCUUUCCUCCUUAAUCCCUCCAGGCAAUCUGAGUACCUGCCUUUUCCAGCUGACAGGGCCUGGCUCUGGGAGUCCCAUUUAGGAGAGUGGAGAUAGGAAGCCUGGAUAACCUGGAGAGAGUGGAAUGGAGAAGGCCAGGUGGGAGUGAAGCAUGAAGAAUAGAGAUGCUUCCUUCCAUGUCACACUGAUCCUAUAUGUGAGACACAUAUAUGUGGGCCUCUCUUUCAGGGAGGGAUGGGAGAAGAAAUUUUGGAGUCUCUGGUGGGACUGGCUUGAGUGGUCCCUAUUUCUCCUUUGUAUUGUGACAGUCCCUCUCCUUAUACUGGGGAGAGAAAUCCAGUCUUAGAAAUCAUCAAAUUUUUAUUUUCCAACCCCUGUUUCCAUGUCCCAUCCUCCAAAUUGAGAGGGUACACCAUGACCCCCUAAUUUAGGAGUUUGGAGUAGUGCAGAAACCAACUUUGUAAAAUAGAAUUUCCCUAUAAGAAGAGAAUGCUGUUAGAAUUUCCAGGGUCAUUUCAUUUAUUCCCCUGCCUUCUAAUAGGAUAGCCCUUUUAUCCCACAGGAAUCAUCAACAGAAAACCUUGAAGGGAGGGGAAUCCCCCCAAAAAAACUAGCCUCUCCCUGAUAUCCGUUUGGGGCCUCUACAUGCUUAUCCUUACUUGAGGGCCUAGUCCUUCUGUGUGUUUAACCUCAUCUUUCUUGCUGCAAUGUCAGUUCAAGCUGGCCCCUGACCCACUGUGCCCUGCCCAACCCCAUUGUAUUGGGGAGGGAGGGAUGUCCCAUUCCAGGAGGCCCAGGAAGCUUGUGCUCCCUAAUCCUUUCUCAGUGUCCCCUUCUUGUUUAGGACCCUGGGAGGGCCAGGAGUUCAUUAGCAUAUUCCUGAGAGAAGGAGAAGAAACAUAUAAGAGAAUUGAGUAAAGAGAGAAUAAACAGACUUAUUUAUUACAAGUGGUAGAAAUAAAUUAUUAAUAUGUAAAUAUUGUUUGCAUAAUAUAAGCAAAUGAAAUGUAGAGGGCCUAGCAGCUCUCCUGGUUGUUUUUCUCUCUGCAUCUCAUUUGUAAAAAUCUGCA
Molecule: messenger RNA, 4757 nt
Organism: Sarcophilus harrisii (Tasmanian devil)
Lineage: Eukaryota; Metazoa; Chordata; Mammalia; Dasyuromorphia; Dasyuridae
Gene: MPP2
Product: membrane palmitoylated protein 2
Exons: 11
Coding region: 1395-2675 (426 amino acids)
Cellular component (GO): cell-cell junction; plasma membrane
Molecular function (GO): protein binding
Source: RefSeq, a predicted model, not a curated record